This is a messenger RNA of Sorex araneus (European shrew), 912 nucleotides long. Its product is annotated as olfactory receptor 4A15-like. Lineage: Eukaryota; Metazoa; Chordata; Mammalia; Eulipotyphla; Soricidae. Gene Ontology annotation, cellular component: membrane. The record is from RefSeq and is a predicted model, not a curated record. Gene Ontology annotation, molecular function: olfactory receptor activity; G protein-coupled receptor activity. Gene Ontology annotation, biological process: G protein-coupled receptor signaling pathway. The transcript has a single exon. The coding region runs from base 1 to 912 and encodes 303 amino acids.
AUGGAUCAAAGGAGAAAUGUGACUGAGUUUGUCCUUAUGGGACUCACUCAGAGUAUCCAGGGUCAGAAAAUGCUAUUUGUUUUGUUCUUGCUCAUCUACAUUGUGACAAUGGUGGGGAACCUGCUCAUUGUCGUGACUGUGAUGGUCAGUCCAACCCUGGAUGCCCCUAUGUACUUCUUUCUUGGCUACUUAUCAUUCAUGGAUGCUGUUUAUUCUACCACAGUAACUCCAAAUAUGAUUAUAGACCUACUCACUGAGAAGAAACGCAUUUCCUUCCAUGCUUGCAUGAGCCAGCUCUUCAUAGGGCACUUAUUUGGUGGCGCUGAGAUUUUACUCCUGGUGGUCAUGGCCUAUGACCGCUAUGUGGCCAUCUGCAAACCUUUGCACUAUAUGACUAUCAUGAAGAAACGGGUGUGUGUUCUGCUGCUGCUAUUGACCUGGGUUGGAGGCUUCUUUCAUGCCGCACUUCAAAUUAUCCUUGUUUAUAACCUUCCCUUCUGUGGCCCCACAGUCAUUGACCAUUUCAUCUGUGACAUAUACCCCUUAUUAAAACUCGCCUGCACUGACACCUACGUGAUUGGCCUCACUGUGGUUGUCAAUGAUGCAACAAUUUGUGUGGCCAUCUUCGUGCUCUUGCUCAUCUCCUACGGGAAUAUUCUGUACACGCUGAAGAAUUUUAGUCAGGAAGGGAGGCUUAAAGCUUUAACCACCUGCGGCUCCCAUAUUACUGUUGUGGUCCUCUUCUUUGUUCCUUGUAUAUUUAUGUAUGCGAGGCCUCCUUCUACCUUACCUAUUGAUAAACCCUUGACUCUAUUUUACACUGUUAUCACCCCCAUGCUGAACCCCCUAAUCUACACACUGAGAAAUGGAGAGAUGAAAGUUGCUAUGAGAAAGCUAUGGACAAAAAAGUGA